AUGAAUUCAGCAGCCUAUGUUUCGAUAAUUUUUGGUUGUUGUGUGCUGUGGGUAGCUUGCUCCUUCCCGGUGGCCUUGUCAUGCGAUUCAUGUGGCCGCGAGUGUGCGUCAGCAUGCGGCACACGUCAUUUCCGGACCUGCUGCUUUAACUAUCUUCGCAAGCGCAGCUCUUCGCCACCGAUUGUGGGACCCAGCGCAACCGAUAGACAUCUAGAAUUCUGGUAUGCGGCGAAGGCGGCCGCACAAAACUCCCGUGAAAACCACCUGGGCGGACGUUUGGGCCAGCUGGUGAUGGCUAACGCAGAUAACGACCUGGACUACGAGUACGUUCCGAUCAUUUCGUCAAACCAUCUUCCACGCGGCGAACCACAAACACCGUCUCGAACGGGGAGCAUCACCGGAGAUCCGUCACCACGCUCACCCGAAUCCGAGGAAGGACGUACCGUCGAAAGAAGCAGUGAAAAAUCAUCCGAAGAAAUGGAAUCUGGGCGUUUGCAGUUGCUGUAUGAGUCUUAAGCUUCAACCUGAACCCCAAUCGUUGUAUGCCUGGUAGUUUUGUCUAUCCGUUCCUGAAUGAGACACUUUUGACCACAAGCUUACAUUUAGUGCUGGGUAGGUGUAAGCUUCCGGUCGACGACAACCUUUUGUCCUAUCCAACCUCACGCCUUUCACAUAUGUUCAGCACAUGAUUAACGAUUGGGAUAGCACCAUACAUCUACGACACGCGAAAAGAACCCACACAAGUGCACCUUCCGAACUUCAUCACGCUGUUUCACCAUGACGGUAUAGAAGACUCAAACCGAUUGAGGAAACGUGUGCUCCUAUCCAUCUCUGAUCCGACAUCAGUUAACUCACCCCUGGGUGAACCAUUUUUUAAAGGCUUCAUAACCCAUAUUAAUGGGAAAUUAGCCCAAUUUGAUUUGGUUCCAAGCGCUCUGAUCAUGAGGAACGGUACGGUAAGGGUUUUGAUUGAUUUCGGAGGGAAUCCGCAAGAAACUCAUGGACAUUACCAGGUCGUAUGAGUGUUGUUGAUUAAACAAGAAGCAUUAGAAGAGGAUAUGACGUGUUGAAAUUUGUAAAACAAUUGUAUAAUGUAGAUUCUUUUAUGUAAUAAAUGCAGCAAAGCCGAGCCA
This is a messenger RNA of Anopheles coustani, 1133 nucleotides long. RefSeq names its product trissin (gene Trissin). NCBI's taxonomy places the organism in Eukaryota, Metazoa, Arthropoda, Insecta, Diptera, Culicidae. The record is from RefSeq and is a predicted model, not a curated record. The transcript is spliced from 2 exons. The coding region runs from base 1 to 516 and encodes 171 amino acids.